AUGGAAAAAUCAAUUAAAAAGAUCCCUCAGAAUGUUCUUCAGAUUUUAAGUGCAAAAGAUAGAAAUGAUGAUCAAAUUGAAAAAUUGUUGGAUUAUUUCGAAACCCUUGAAGACUUUCACAACUACAUGAAAAAUAUCCCAAAGAGCUGCUUAAAACAGCUUGGAAAACAUUCCAAAUUAGAAAUUUUUCAACCUAAUUCAAUUGUAUUUACAAAAGGCUCACCAAGUGAUAAACUCUACGUAAUUUUGAUUGGUCAUUUAAACAUAUUUGACACAUUAGAUGAUGGCACCUACAAAUUUAUAGCUUCUUUAUCACGAGGAAAAAUGAUUGGAGAGAAAAGCUUGAUGAGGAGCCAACCUCGCAAUAUAUCAGCCAUGGCCAGAGACAAUCUUAUUCUUCUAUCAAUUGAUGGGGAAGUUUUUAAAUCAGAAAUGAAUUAUAACACUUCAAUAGAGUUAGAAGAAAAAAUAAAAUUUUUUGAUUUUUACAUUCCUGAGCUUAAAAAAUACUCAAUUGGAAUUAAAGAAAAAAUUGCAAGAGUUUUUGAUGUUUUGAGACUGAACAAAAAAGAAAUUUUAAUUGAAGAAGGAAACUUUGGAGAUAGUCUAUUUUAUAUUUCAGAUGGCGAAUGCAUGCUGAGUAGAGGAGUCCCACCUAGCAAGACUAAUAUUAUGUCAUUAGGAAUAGGAUGCAGCAUAGCUGAUGAAUGCGUCCUGCUAGGAAGAAAAACAGAAUUCACUGUUUGUGUCAACAGCGAGUCAGCAUUAGUAUAUAAAGCAAAAAGAGCUGACUUUUUGCCACUUCUUCCUGAAGAUGUUAUGCUAAAUCUUGUUCAAACUAGUAAAGUGAAAUAUUUCGGAAGAAAAAAUAUUUUAAAACACUCCAAACAGUAUCCAAAAUUGCAAUUUUCUAUUGAAAAAAAGAAAUUCCCUCUUGCAAGCUUAGCAGCACAAACUUCAAUUAGCAAAAUAAUUAAUAGAAACUCGCGCAGAACCCUAGACAUCAAUAGAAGCGCACUAACUUUUAAGCAUAAGUCUAAAUUAGACCAGCUAAGAGAUUUUUCAAUUGAUUCAUUUCAUAGGCCUUCUCUUCCAAACAACCUUUCAGGAUCAAUAAGUGACAGAUGACGAAUCAAUCCGUUUCACAACAAUAACAAAUCUAAUAUGGCAUAA
This is a messenger RNA of Blepharisma stoltei, 1173 nucleotides long. The record is from the annotation of a GenBank genome assembly. Lineage: Eukaryota; Ciliophora; Heterotrichea; Heterotrichida; Blepharismidae.